Musa acuminata subsp. malaccensis (wild Malaysian banana) is the source of this 1226-nucleotide messenger RNA. Lineage: Eukaryota; Viridiplantae; Streptophyta; Magnoliopsida; Zingiberales; Musaceae. The record is from RefSeq and is a predicted model, not a curated record.
AGCUCUCCUGCGCAAGCGGCAUUUAGAUCCUCCAUCCAUCCCCUUCUCCUUGCAUGUACCUCCAAGGGUGACAGCAUCGAAGAGGGGAAGAUUAGAUCGGGCGCGAUGGAUCCCUCCGUCACCUCUCCGUCUUUCUCCUCAUCCGCCUCGUCUUCCUCCUGGUUCGCGGGCAUUGUCCGCGGCCGCUCGAUCAAGUCCAGCUCCGGCGGCGGCGCUCCCUCGAUCGCCGUGUCCACCGAUGGGGUCGGCCCGGGGAGUCGUAAGAACCAGCUCCGUGGUGCUCUGUUCAAGUACGGCCCCAAGCCUAUUCAGGUUGCUUUCAAAACUGGUGAGUUCAACCAACAAGUCAUUUUUGUUGGUGGUUUGACAGAUGGAUUAUUGGCAACUGAAUACUUGGAACCUUUAUCUAUUGAGUUGGAAAAUGCAAAAUGGUCCCUGGUGCAACCUUUGCUGUCUUCAUCAUAUAUUGGAUAUGGCACUUCCAGCUUAGAUCAAGACUCCUUAGAGCUGGAUCAGUUAAUUGGUUACUUGAUAAAUAAGGAAAACUCUGAGGGUGUUGUGCUGCUUGGGCACAGUACUGGUUGCCAGGAUAUUGUGCAUUACUUAAGGACAAAUUUGGCAUGCUCCAAAGCAGUUCGUGGAGUAAUUUUGCAGGCCCCAGUCAGUGACCGAGAAUAUCGAGCCACUCUGCCUGAAACUGCUGAAAUGAUAGAUUUGGCAGCAAAAAUGAUUGGUGAAGGUAGGGGAAUGGAACUAAUGCCAAGGGAAGCAAAUCCAGAUGCGCCGAUAACUUCAUACAGGUUAUUUUCUCCAUGGCUGAUGAAUAUGUGCCAGACUAUGUCGAUAAGAAAGCACUGGUAGAACGACUCUGUCGAGCACUGGGUGGUGCAGAGAAGGUUGAAAUCGAUUGGGGAAAUCAUGGUCUCUCCAAUAGAGUUCAAGAGGCUGUCCAAGCCAUCAUGGACUUUGUUAAGAGGGAGGGACCGAAAGGAUGGGAUGAUCCCUGGAGCUAGCAAGCGUUUUAUUCAUCGUCAUUUCUUUCUUUCUUUGUUCGAUUUUUUUCCCAAUAUGUUUUGUAACAUGCUCUCCAAUUUUAGAGUUCCCUGUUAUAAAUUAUUACCGAGUCUUAUAGUUAAAUUGUGAAUAUAUUUGUCAUGCUGCGUGUAUUUGAUUGUAUGACUAGAAAUCUUAUUCUAGUUUCAAUGUAUUUAUGUAUUUAUUGGAUC